This is a messenger RNA of Aedes aegypti (yellow fever mosquito), 5664 nucleotides long. It is a transcript of the gene emb, whose product is annotated as exportin-1. The transcript has 8 exons. Bases 919 to 4080 code for a protein of 1053 amino acids. Gene Ontology annotation, molecular function: small GTPase binding; nuclear export signal receptor activity. The record is from RefSeq and is a predicted model, not a curated record. NCBI's taxonomy places the organism in Eukaryota, Metazoa, Arthropoda, Insecta, Diptera, Culicidae. Gene Ontology annotation, cellular component: nucleus; cytoplasm. Gene Ontology annotation, biological process: ribosomal large subunit export from nucleus; protein export from nucleus; ribosomal small subunit export from nucleus.
AAAGCGAACAAAAAGCAAACGGCUACCAGUCCAUCAAGCAGCGCGAUCGAGUUCGAGAGUGAUGUGAACAAACCCAGAGAGUAGUGAGCGCCUGUAAUGUGUGAGUGAAUGCGUUCUUGUUGACUUUGUCACGAUUGAAAAAGAUUGUUGAAUGUUGAUGCGUUUGGUGUACUUGAGAUCAUCCAACAUCCAGAAGCAGAUUGAAGCAACGAUCGUAAAGCAGAAGCAGCAGCAGCAGAAAACAACAUCCACCGCAGUUGCAGCAGCAAGAGGACUUCCGCUGACCUUUUGAUGUUUUCCAUCUCUCAAUCUUUGAUCCGGCGUUUGAUGAAGUAGGCUCUUCGUAGCUUCCUGGCGCGAAACCACUGGAAACAGACACGGCCUCACAGUGGAUCAAGGCGUGCGCCGUGUGUGCAAGGAUCGAGAGUGUGAGAUUGCGAGAGAGUGAAUGCAUUUCGCGGAUAUUCGUAAGAGAAUAUUCCUGGUUUCUGUCUGAGGUUUGUCUGAGAUCUGACUGAGGGCAACAGCGUUUAAGUGCGGUGAGGCGUAUCCGAGGUGUGCGAUCUUUACUUCUGUGCGAGAGUGAUAAUAAAGCGAGAGUAACCAACCACCUGGCCGCGAAGAAGUGCAAACGCUGAACGAGGACAUUUCAAUGUAAGCUAGCCACUAAACCAUCAACCAAGCAUCAACAUAUCUGCGAGCGUGCGAAUGGUGCGAGAGUGAAUUCUAACGAGCGCCCGGAAGAUUUGAGCGAGUGCGACAAGUCAAUAGUGAAAGGAAAGAAGUGUGUGAAGUGCUAUUCUCUGCGGUAUUUGGAUUAGUUUGUAAUUUGUGACUUGUUUUUGUACCUUACUAUUGCUAUAUCUAGUUUUUAACAACGCGAGUGCAACGUGCGUUCGAGAGUGACCUACCAGCAACAUGUCGAUGGUAAUGGUCCGUACGGAAGAGGCCAACAAGUUGUUGGACUUCUCGCAAAAGCUAGACAUCGGUCUGCUGGAUAGUGUCGUGGAUUGCCUGUACAGUAGCACUGGUGAGCAGCUGAGAAUGGCCCAAAACAUUCUCACCACCUUGAAGGAACAUCCCGAUGCAUGGACCAGGGUCGAUAGUAUCCUGGAAUUCUCGCAGAAUCAACAAACCAAAUUCUACGCACUGCAGAUCCUAGAGGAGGUGAUCAAGACCCGUUGGAAAAUCCUGCCACGCAACCAGUGCGAGGGAAUCAAAAAAUAUGUUGUAGGAUUGAUCAUCAAAACAUCCCAGGAUGCAACCGUAAUGGAAGCUAAUAAAGUUUAUCUAAAUAAGCUUAAUAUUAUUCUGGUACAAAUUUUGAAACGGGAAUGGCCAAAUAAUUGGGAAACAUUCAUCAGUGACAUUGUGGGGGCAUCGAAAACAAAUGAAACACUCUGCCAAAACAAUAUGAUCAUCUUGAAAUUGUUGAGCGAAGAAGUGUUCGACUUUUGCUCUGGCCAGAUCACUCAGACCAAGGCCAAACAUCUGAAGGACACUAUGUGCUCCGAGUUCUCCCAGGUGUUUCAACUGUGUCAAUUCGUUCUAGAAAAUUCACUGAAUGCACCUCUGAUAUCCGCUACUCUCGAAACUUUGCUAAAAUUCUUGAACUGGAUUCCCCUUGGGUACAUUUUCGAGACAAAGCUUAUCGACAUGUUGGUUUGCCGCUUCCUAACGAUACCCAUGUUCAGGAAUAUCACAUUGAAAUGCCUCUCGGAGAUCGCAGGCUUGCAGUUGGCCAACUACGGACACAUCUUCGUGGCAAUGUUCAAACAGACGAUGGAACAGUUCGACAGUAUGAUUCCCUCCUGUACCAACAUGAAUCAAAUCUACAUGAAUGGCUCGGAUGACGAGCAAUGCUUCGUACAAAAUUUGGCCAUGUUUUUGUGUACCUUCCUGCGAGUACAUUCGGCGCUCGUCGAAAAACGGGAAACGAUGGAUACGGUGCUCAAGGCGCUUGGCUACCUAGUAAUGAUCUCGGAAGUCGAAGAUGUUGAAAUCUUUAAAAUUUGCCUCGAGUAUUGGAACAGUCUCGCGUCGGAACUGUACAAAGAAUCCUACAGUUCGAGCCAGCGUCGUACUUUCUAUGCUAAGAUUUUGUCCAAGGUGCGCUACAUUAUGAUCUCGCGGAUGGCCAAGCCCGAGGAAGUGCUCGUUGUCGAGAACGAAAACGGCGAGGUGGUGCGUGAGUUCAUGAAGGACACCAAUAGUAUUAACCUGUACAAGAAUAUGCGAGAAACGCUCGUAUAUCUGACCCAUCUGGAUUACGCUGACACCGAGCGUAUCAUGACGGAGAAACUGUGUCACCAGGUGAAUGGUUCCGAGUUUUCGUGGAAGAAUUUGAACACGCUCUGCUGGGCUAUCGGGUCCAUCUCUGGUGCCUUCUUCGAGGACGACGAAAAACGGUUUCUGGUCACGGUGAUCAAGGAGCUGCUCGGACUCUGCGAACACAAAAAGGGAAAGGACAACAAAGCAAUCAUAGCAUCGAAUAUCAUGUACGUGGUUGGGCAGUAUCCUCGGUUUUUGCGGGCCCACUGGAAGUUCUUGAAAACGGUCGUCAACAAGCUGUUUGAGUUCAUGCACGAAACGCACGAUGGUGUGCAGGACAUGGCCUGUGAUACUUUCAUCAAAAUCGCCCUGAAAUGCCGGAGGCACUUUGUUCAGCUACAACCCAACGAAUCGUGUACCUUCAUCGAGGAAAUCCUUGCCACCAUGAGCACGAUCAUCUGCGAUCUGCAGCCGCAACAGGUUCAUACAUUUUAUGAAGCUGUCGGUUACAUGAUCUCGGCCCAGGUUGAUCAGGUUCACCAGAACGUAUUGAUCGAAAAGUACAUGAUGCUUCCGAAUCAGGUCUGGGACGAAAUCAUCUCGCAAGCGACAAAAAACGUUGACAUUCUCAAGGACAUGGCCGCCGUCAAGCAACUGGGAAGCAUCUUGAAAACCAACGUCCGCGCAUGUAAAGCCCUGGGCCAUGCGUACGUUUCCCAGCUGGGCCGAAUCUAUCUCGAUAUGCUGAACGUGUACAAAAUCAUGUCGGAGAACAUCACGCAGGCGAUCGCUCUCAAUGGUCUGGCCAUCAACAACCAGCCGUUAAUCAAGGCCAUGCAUGUCGUCAAGAAGGAAACGCUUACCCUCAUCUCCGAAUGGGUGUCCAAAUCGAACGACUCGCAGAUGGUGAUGGAGAACUUCAUCCCCCCGCUACUGGAAACGGUUUUGUUCGAUUACCAGCGCACGAAAGUACCGAACGCUCGGGAACCGCUGGUGCUCAGCACGAUGGCAUCGAUUGUCAACAAACUGCAGGCGGUCAUCACGCCGGAAGUGCCGAAAAUCUUCGACGCCGUGUUCGACUGUACGCUCGACAUGAUCAACAAGAACUUUGAGGACUACCCGCAGCAUCGGACAAACUUCUACGAACUGUUACAAGCAGUCAACACGCACUGCUUCAAGGCGUUCCUGAGCAUCCCGCCGAAUCAGUUCAAGCUGGUGUUUGAUUCAAUCGUGUGGGCAUUCAAGCACACGAUGCGAAACGUUGCCGACACCGGAUUGAACAUUCUGAUGCAGAUGUUGCAGAACCUCGAGCAGCACCCACAGGCAGCGCAGAGUUUCUACCAGACCUACUUCACGGACAUCCUGAUGCAAAUCUUCUCGGUAGUAACGGACACCUCGCACACGGCCAGCCUGCAGAACCAUGCGACCAUUCUGGCGUACAUGUUCUCGCUGGUCGAGGCCGGCAGGAUCACGGUCAGUCUCGGGCCGUCGCCGGACAACGUCCUCAACAUCCAGGACUACGUCGCGACGCUGCUCAAAUCCGCCUUCAGUCAUCUGACUGAUAAUCAGAUCAAAAUCUUCGUCACCGGUUUGUUCAACCUCGAUCAGGACGUCCACGCAUUUAAGGAGCAUUUACGAGACUUUUUGAUCCAGAUUAAGGAGGUGACGGGUGAUGACGAUUCGGAUCUCUAUCUGGAAGAGCGCGAAACCGAGCUGAAGAAAGCCCAAGAGGAGAAGAGACGAAUUCUGAUGACGGUGCCUGGUAUGAUCAAUCCGCACGAGCUACCGGAGGAGAUGCAAGAUGAGUAAAAAGCGAUCAUGAGCGAAAAGAGUUGUGUGGAAUCAGUGAAAAGUGUAUUUGUUUGUGAAGUAAGGAAAAAAACGAGAAUAGAUCAACGGUGUGAAAUAGUUGAAGUUUUGAAUUAGGCUUUUUCUUUCUCUGGAAAGAAUUUAUAUUUUUCUCUCUGUUUUGCAACAACAAUAAAAAAACUAAAACGGAAUGAGUUCAACGUUCUGGUCUAAUUUCUACAAACUAGUGAGCAUUACGGAUAACACAAAUUUAACAAUACUUUUGUCACAUAACACUACUACGUCUAGAACCAAACAACCACAGUAGAUCCGCGCACUGAUAAACGAAAAAACGCCAAAAAACAUAACCAGCAACAUGCAAGAGAAACAACACAGCCACAGAAUAUCCCAGCAAUAGAUUUAAAUGUUAAAAUGACGAUGUGUCCCCCUAUAUCGGAUGUGAAAGCAAAUGAUGAUCGUUUUGCAUUGAUGAUGGUGAAAGAAGCAAGUACAGAGUUGCAGUUUUCUUUUUUCUGUAGAAAAAGAGCAGUUUGGUUGCGUAAGGUUCAUAUUUUACAUGCAGGAAUAAAAUGGAAUCCCAUUUUCAUUACAUACAUAUUUUAUUAUUACACACUUAUUUAUAAGAUGCAACAAAACUUCAAAUAAUUAUUACUUUUCGGAUUGAUAUGCGUGUUGGAAUGUAUGAAAUUUGUUGUUCUUAUCUAUUAUUUUAUUGCGAUUCAAAAAUCUAUCCCUUUACUCAUUUUUUUUAACUAAUAAGAGCGUGAAUAGGCUAGCAGCUAUGUACCUACUAGUAGCCAGCAGCAAUUGAUUCGAAGAAUGAUGUGUCUGAAAACGGUCGUGAAAGAGCGUAUGAGCGCGCAGAACCAGGAAAAGCCUGAGGUACUUCUGCAUCCUUUUUGGUUGCGAUUGGAGCGGCGGAUUGACUUCGGAACGGGAAAGAGCAAAGGUCAGAGUGAGGGAGAUGAUUAUAUGGGUAUUGCGGAUCGAGUUUUGUCGUGGUAGGGAUUUUAAGCUGAACGUAGAUUAUAAAGUUUAUUAGUAAAAACACACUUACAACAUGUGAAACGACAAAAUGGAUAGGCAGAAGCACUAAUAACUUAUAAGAAGGUUAGAAUUGAAUACUAUAAUAGUAGCGAGUACAUCGUAUAGACGUUUGUAGAGAUUUGGACAGCACAUGCGAAGGGAAGGCAAGUCUACGAUACAAUAAUAGAUGAAAAAAGUACGACACUAAGCUACGUUUUUCUUUUCUCCUACGAAUAACAAACAUUUACAAGAUGAAAAAGAAGUAACAAAAAAUGUAUGCGUGUUUGAAUGUUUGUUUGUGUGAAAUCUUAACCUGGAAUACAUGAAUCACUCGCGGAAGGUAAAUCGCAGUGCAGGAACAUUACACUGGAGAGAUCACAGAGAAAAUGAAUAACAUUUUUUCAGUAAGUUACAAAAACGAAAUAAGAAGAAAAAAAACGUUGACAUUAUUAGCGUGAGAGCACAUUGUGGAAGAAUUUUUGAUGCAUUACGAAUUACCUGCAGGAAAAUCAAGCGGAGAAUAAAGCCAGAAUCAUUUAUUAUCUCAUGUAGAUCGUA